AUGAAGCAGCAGCUGCUGCUGCUCCUUUGGGCACUUGAGGUGUUCUGUUUCUCGUAUGAUGAUGACGACACUUGCACGAGGGUGUGUGGAAGCCGACCACUAGCCAUCAGCCAUGGCAAUUUGUUGAGGAUCGUGGGCGGGACCGAUACGCUGCCGGGGACGUGGCCCUGGGCGGUCAGCUUCCAGUUCCCGACGCGGGAGGGCUUCCGCCACUUCUGCGCCGGCUCCCUGAUCAACUCUCGCUGGGUUGUUUCGACAGCGCGAUGCUUCAUCAUUCAAAAGUACCUAAAAGUGGAGUACUUCAGAGUGCAAAUUGGGGCCACCCAGCGCUCCAAACCUGGGCCUGAUUCCCAGAACCGUGUCAUCAAGAGACUGGUCGACCACGCUCAGUUUAACCCCGACUACAACUUGAAUAACAUUGCCUUGAUAGAGCUGGACAAACCUGUGGUUUGCAACGAUUAUGUCCAGCCAGCCUGCUUGCCAGAUGAGGAUCUGGACAUAGACACACUCACCCACUGCUAUAUCUGUGGCUGGGGUAUCACGAACAUAAAGAGGGGUGCCAAAUAUUCGGACAUCCUACAAGAGGCCCAAGUGUCGCUGAUAACCAGAGAUGCGUGCAACAGCACUAUUCAGUAUUUCAUGCGCAUUAAAGAGGAACACCUCUGUGCCAUAUCCGAGGAAGCCACUAUGGACAGCUGCCGGGGUGAUGGUGGUGGCCCCCUCAUGUGCAGGACAUCCCAUUCUGAGCGCUUCUGGCUGAUCGGUCUCAACAGCUGGGGCAGGGGCUGCUCCAGCGGAAAAGUGCCCGGCGUCUUCACUUUCACUAAGUCAUUCCUCCCCUGGAUCAGGAAUACGAUGGAGAACCCCCCUAUGUCUGCACUUUCCCCACCAUUCAGACCA
Python bivittatus (Burmese python) is the source of this 900-nucleotide messenger RNA. Lineage: Eukaryota; Metazoa; Chordata; Lepidosauria; Squamata; Pythonidae. The record is from RefSeq and is a predicted model, not a curated record.